Diorhabda sublineata is the source of this 1092-nucleotide messenger RNA. RefSeq lists its product as uncharacterized. The record is from RefSeq and is a predicted model, not a curated record. The transcript is spliced from 2 exons. The coding region runs from base 1 to 1092 and encodes 363 amino acids. NCBI's taxonomy places the organism in Eukaryota, Metazoa, Arthropoda, Insecta, Coleoptera, Chrysomelidae.
AUGGAAAUUUUAGAUGAUGAAUCCAAGUUUAUGGAACAAUUAGCUCAACGAGAGCAGUUCUUACAAAAUUUUUAUGAUUCAUUUGCGUCAGCAAAACAUUUAUUGAAUCAAUUAAAACCAGCUAAUAAUAGUAACAGUGAUCAUAAUUCCGAUAAGAAUUCGAGUAUUUCAAGCAAAAAUUGUAAUUCUCCUGCAGUAAAAUUGCCAGACAUAAAAUUACCUACAUUUAGUGGGUCUUCAAAUACCUGGCUUGAGUUUCGAGACACGUUUACCGCAUUAAUAAACGACAACCCUGAUAUUGAUGAUAUAAAUAAAUUUCACUAUUUAAGGGAUAGUCUAGAGGGUAGGGAUAGUCAGAUCAUUCAAUCUCUUGAAAUUUCUGCAGGAACGUAUAAGGUUGCAUGGGAUUUGUUAUGCAAACGAUAUGAUAAUAAAGAAGCAUUGAUAUACAAUCAUUUAGAUGCAUUGUUUGGUUUAAAAAAAACAGAAAACAGAAAAGUCUCAUCUUUUAAAUUAAGAAAUCUCUCAGAUACAGUCUCCAAACACUUGAGGGCUCUUAACAGUCUUAAACUUCCCACAGAUCAGUGGGAUAUUCUAAUUUUACAUUUAAUGGCCAAAAGUUUGGACGAUGGAUCUGUUAGUAAAUGGGAGGAAUACAAGUCUAAAAAAGAUUUGCCUUCUUUUGAGGAUAUGUAUGAAUUUUUUAGAAGUAGAUCAGACUUGCUAGAGCGAUUAGAGUUGAACAAACUUGAACAGGGAUCCAAGUCAGGGAAAACCAGGGGCUUACUUUCUGCCGAUUCAGAAAGUAAUUCACAUGAAAACAAAACAUCUUUUCGAGGUUUCAAGUGUGCCAUAUGCAGUGGUGAUCACAGAGUGUUUAUGUGCGACAAAUUCAAGGAAACUCAGCUUGGAUGGUUGGUUUCAGGUAAAAUACAAGGCUUUCAGCUUUCUAAUAAUAUAGUUUGUAAUUUGGUUAAAAAUGAAGGUGAUUUAUAUAUCCAAGACCAGUUAUCAAAAUUCUUUGAAAUAGAAAGUGUUAAAACUGCCAGUCCUUGGUCCAAAGAGGAAAUGGACUGUGAAACCCCUUUGUAA